AUGGAGAAACCACCACCAAAUUUAGUUCAAUUAGGUUCAAUCAAUGCCUUCAAAUCUAAAAACUACCCACAAAAAGCUAAGGAAGUUUCUUUCUUUGCCUUCGUCUUCUCUAUUUUUAUCUAUAUCUCUAUUUUCUAUAUUUUCAAUCUCUCCCCUUCAAAGCUCUUUAACAACACUAAAUUUUGGUUCGUCAUUUCCAACACUCUAAUCCUCAUCAUUGCGGUGGAUUAUGGUUCAUUCUCUUCUUACUCAAAACGCAUUAAUAAACACGAUGUUUAUGAAGAGUACGCAGUAAUGAGGAGGCAAAGAAGUGUUCCAUCUUUCCCAAUAUACCCGGAAAUUAUCAAGACAGUACGGUUGCAUGCAGAAGAGGCUGAAAAAGAUAGUCCAGAAAAGAGAGGAGCUAUCCACCGAAGAAAAUUGUCUAUUGUUCAUGAAAGUGACGACAAUGAAAAUCCCCCCGCCGUGAAUCCCCAAGAAAAGAGGCUAGAAACUAGUACUGCCAUAAAACGUGGUGAAGCUUAUCGUAACAAGAAGAAGCUUGUUGUAGCAAAAAGUCUUCAACGUAGUAAGUCAGAGAUUGUUAAGCGGGUGGUGAUUGAUGAGAGUAAGAACGUUAUACGUAGAAUAGAAACUGAAAAGUAUGACCCACCAGACUCUGUUGAAGAAAAAAAUGAGUAUGCAAAUCUGUCCAAUGAAGAAUUAAAUAGAAGAGUUGAGGACUUUAUUCAGAGGUUCAAUAAACAAAUUCGGCUUCAAGGAGAAGCUUAUUCCAAAAUUCGGUAG
Molecule: messenger RNA, 786 nt
Organism: Dovyalis caffra
Lineage: Eukaryota; Viridiplantae; Streptophyta; Magnoliopsida; Malpighiales; Salicaceae
Source: the annotation of a GenBank genome assembly